UCCGCUGCUGACCGAGCGAGAAGUUUCUGAAACCUGAGCUGAGAGCUCCGUUUUUCUCGAUCGAGUUGCGCAGUCGCUUUUGACAGGUCGCGCAGUGUACUCGCGCGUGGUGCUUUUUGGUGUCUGGUUCGUGUGCGCUCGGUCGCUCGGUACUGCCGAUAUUCUGUGGAUGCUGUGGAGUGGAGUGUUUCUUGUGCUUGACUUGUUGUGUGAGAUGAUGGAUCUUUUUCGGGGGGCAAGUGACGGUUGUGAAAUGUGAGAUCGUGUACUUUCCUUGGUUCUCGAGCAGUAAAGAAAAAAGAUGCUCCGCAAAAGAAGGAUAAUUUUUGCGCAAUUGGAGGUGUUUUUGUUCAAUUUUUGAAGCCCUGGAAUGUGGCGAGGUCGCCGAAUGUCUUUGGUGUCCUUUGGUAUGCUUCCUGAGGGCCUCGCGCGGUAAUAAUGGUUGUUCAUUUGAAAAGUUUAUCUUUUUCUCUUGCAUUUUGUUGCCGAUGGUAACGGUGCUGAGUGAAGCGGAGAAUGUUUUGAAUGCUUAAGAAAUGAGAUCAUAAAACAGUGGAACGAGUGUUGUUUUGUGUUAACGGCCUUUCGGUGGGCAAGGAAAAUUCUUCGGUGAUGCUCAAUGAUGAUAACGAUAAUGGUGACAAAAGAGAAUAACAAUAAAAUUUAUUUCUUCAAAGAUAAGGCCAAGACGAGAUAGUCAACCUCGAAGGUUUUUGUACUUGGGCGACGCUGAUCGAGGAAUUUGAAUGUUUCGCAGGGGGUUAACAGGGGAGAAAAAAACCGGCUUCAGCUAAAGUGCAACAAAGUAGCUCAUAAUUAGCGAAGAAACAUAACACGCUAUCUUCACGAAAGGAAGUCAAGAAAAUGAUGAAUGAACUAAUUAUUUGAAUUUAUCUUCGAUUAAGUGGUGCUAAUUUUUGUUUGAGAACUUGAAUCGACGAGGUUCAUUACUUGUUUGCUCGUUGAAGUCUCUAUGCAGCUUUUAAGAUUGAAACUUUUGCUGCAUUUGAAUCACGCUUUUGCAGUCAAAGGGUGAAGCUACAAUAGAAUUCCAACCGGGAAAUAGACUUCAACGCUACACGAUUAACGAACCCAGCGUGAAACCGACAAAUACAAUACAGUGCUUUUAAACUAUACACCCCGUAGUGAAGAACUUGGGCAAAGGGUACAUUUUUUAGUGGUCCCAAACUCACAAGCCAGAGCUAAUCGAAGGAGCGCCCUCUUCAGAACCUGUAGCGAUUAUGUGCUAAAUGUGUUUGUGAACGGUUUUAAACGGUCCAGUGUUUCUAUUUUUUUACCACCCGGUAUAUCUACAUGGAGACAAUCUUCCAGCUCAAUCUUUUCUAAAGUCAGCCUCAGUCAGAUUGCAGAAUAUAGGUGUAAAGCUACACAGCCACGCAAAGAAGUCACUUCCCAUGGCCUAAGCUGUAGAACUGCUCCAUCGAUCGUGGCAGCAAUGCCAGUGGAAAUUCCAUAACCCAGCAGCAGCAGCACUGAACAAUAAAGACUUAUUCGGACAGUAGUGAAUGUGUAGGACCGUUUUUUUCUUCGUUUCUACAUCAAAUUCAACCACGUAUGGUUGCAUCAUAUGUUUGAGGUGCGGAUUCUAAGCGAGAAGAUAGAAAAAAAAACUUUUCCAAUACGAAUCACCAAACCUAUUCGUGCGUAGUGUAAGGUGGAAAAGAAAAAAAAAUCCCAAAGUUUUAGGAGUGUAAUUUUCUGUGCGCUGGACACCUAAAGAAAAGUUCCACAAGUGCCAACCCAAGACCCAACAUAUCCCGAGCGAGAGUGCUGAAAGAACAACUCAGCAGCAACAAAAAAAACACCAUAAACAAGAAGUCUCGAUAGAGAAGACGUCGAAGAAGUAGAAGAAGAAAGGUGAACCGUUCCGUGGCUGCCGCGAGUUUAUGUGCCUGUGUUUGGGUGUCUGUUUGUGUGUGGAUCGAGAAGUGUCUGUCCAAACGGUGAAGUGAUCUGUGAGUUGAGUUGAGUUGAGAAGCACAAGGAAGGGAAGAACCCCGAUACUUCGCACGCAGGAAGAGUUGGUGGAAAGGAAGAAUCGAAGAGGCGACGCAAAGCGCAAAAGGAAUUCGGUUGUAACGCAGUGGGAAACCUGAUUUUUUGCCGUUUGGCUGCUGCGCCUUUGGAGUUUAGGCUAGUGGCCAACUGGUCCCAAGUCGCGCCGUGCCGUGGCAAGUUGCCUAGAGUGAGCGAGAACGCACGCUCCUCCUUAGAGCGGGAGAGAAAUCGAAGAAGCAGUGAUAUCGCAGAAGAAAAAACUCUUGGGAUUUGUUUGGACCCUUAGUGGACUUUUCGGGGACCUCGGGGAGGCCGAGACGAAACGUGGAACCACGAGUGAGAUUUCCACUAUCGCUGACAAGGAUUUCGCGUUCCGUUAUUGGAUUCCCAUCCAUUGGCGUGAAGAUCCUCUGCUAACCAAAGACUAGAGCUAGACUGACCUCUCGUGUGGUUUAGUGUUACUCGUUAAACUUGUACCAAAUGAUGCCCAACACCACCAGCAACAACAAUAAAAACAACAGCAAUAGUAUUUAUACAGCCCGGUGAUGUUGGUAGAGAAACCUUUAACUAAAAAUGGUGGCUCCACUGUGAGUCACAGCAGUGGCAGUGGCACCGGGAACAGCCUCCAAGCCCUCCAUGGCAGCCAAUCGGGGUCCGGCGGAGGAUCGUCGUCCUCGAUGGGCGGCGGAAGUGCCGGCAGCAAUAAUGGUCAGACCGGAAGUCAGCAGCAGCACCAUUGGUCCUCGCUGUCGGCCUCGACGACCAAUUCGUCCACCAUCAGCAGCAGUUGCAGUGGGGGAAGCAGUGGAGCGGUAACUUCCUCGAGUUCGAGCUCGGCAGCCGGACGGCACAGCUGGGACCCUGGCCGAUUGGGGGUCGAACAUUUGGCCGGAGCGCUCAGCCCGCUCUGCAUCACCGAUGCCAGUCACGAGAUCGUUCGACCCAAACCUAGACGGCCAUCGGGAACGGUCAACAACGGACAUGUUAACUCACCGUCCAACCUGAAUUCACCGAACGCAAACGGUAACCUCCAGAACGGAUCCAAUGGGUUAUCGCCCGGCAAUCAUUACAUCGCGUCAUCAAAUCCUGUCACUUCUGGACCCCGGAUACAAAGCCCGGCCGUGGCUACUCCAGCUCCACGCAUUUCCAAGGAUAUUGCGGUGCGCCCGGUAAACGGAAACAAUCAUGAUCCCCGAAAUUAUAACCUCUCUCCGGUGCAAAGUCUACAACAAUGCAGCGAUACUACUACCAGCUCCAGUACCGGUAGCAAUAACAACUUAUCUUACAACACAUCGGCAAUGAUACCUGAACGGGACAUUGGGCCCAACAAACUGGGCAAUGUUAGCCACAAACAGUUGCAAUCACCCUACAAUGGAACUCAAAAUAUAUCUAAUGUACACCAGCCAACCCACCAAUCGACUCCGCAGCAACACCAAGGCCCCCAUCGAUCUGUUGCGGGUCCAACGAAACUAACUGUCCAAAGUUCACCAGUUAAAUCUCAACCCCCGAUGCUCAGCGCUGGGCUAGACAAAGCUAGUCUCAGCAACAAUAUGAAUAGCAACAAUCAGAAGCGCGUCACUUCCGGUGGGCUUUCAAACGGCAACAGCAAUCAUCUGCUCAACUCAUCGACUUCAUCUACCGAACCACUGAACACCACCAGUAACAGCUCCAGCAACGCCAGCAGCGUGAGCCACCUCAAACAACACUUCUCGCAGAAUCACCAUGCGAUACAAUCCUACCACCAUCAACAGUCCCAGCAAAACUCACUCGGUGGCCCACCUCAGAAAAGCUUAGGCAUAACGCGUACCCACCACCAUACCGGAACGCACGACUUCCGUGGACUGCAACGGGUCAACGAGUGUCACAGCUCAUCCGAUGAAAACCGUUCAUCGGGACAUGCUUCCAUGUCCGAUACAGGACACGGUAGUAGUUCUCCUGGAGGUAAUCGAGUUAACGGUCCCCUGGGACCACUUCCCGAGGAUCGUUUAGCUGCCGGAGUGACGAAUCGCAGUGCACGUUCUCGUGCCAGUACCAAUCAUUCACGCUCUCGGCAUCGUGCUACGCCAGCAAAAAUCCAAUGCGGUGGUGGAGGUCUUGAGGACAUCAAGCUUGCCAUCCAACAGCUAACAAUGCGCUCACACACCAGUACCUCAACCUAUAGUAGUUUAAGUGCCGGAUCGGAAAGCUCUGAACCGGAACGCCGCCUAGGUCGUUACAGUUCGCUGGAAACAGUCAACACGAAUGUAACGAGCGCCGAUGAGUUUGUAUGGGUGGACUCGCACAAUCGACUGGUUGAGCUACAGCACCCUCCUUGGAGUCAGCACUGCGUUUUGAGGGUGUUGAGAUCCGGACGCUGCCGGGAGCAUUCGGAACGAGUUUCGGUGGAAGCUGUUCCUCGUAUAGGUUACUUAUUGCAACGAGCACUAGUCCGAGUAGCUCGAGAAGUUCAACGAUUAUCAGGUAAUCUAGGGCUAUGCUCGAAGCAUGAAGUUGCAGGAGCAUUCAAGAUAGUUCUGUCGCCAGCUUUGGCAGAUUCGUGUAUCAAGGCUUGCUUACGAGCUGCAGCCAUGUUUGCCGUUCCUGGUGAUAGUGCCUUGAAACAAAGUAAAUCUGCGCGUGCUGGACUCCAACUUCCUGUGGGAAGAUUCCACCGAUGGAUGGCUGAUGCACGGCUAGGAAGAUUCGUACACGAAUACGCUGCGGUCUAUCUUUGUGCUGGCUUGGAAAACCUACUCGAAGAAAUAUUUUUGCAAUGCCUCUCAGCAGAUCCGACAUCUUCGUUAACUGCUAGUGGCCUAGAACACGCAAUAGCUGGUUCUGGAGAUCUUUGGGGUUUACUACAACCCUACGCACACCUUAAUGCAGGUCGUGUAGCUUCCGGUGCUCUUACCAUGCCACGCUGGGCUAGUCAAUCGUCGAUAAAUUCCAACUCACAAAGUCCUGCUCUUGAGCCGUGUCUUCUGACAACCUGCGUUGGAAGCUUAAACGAGCUCAAAGACCUGGUAAACCGUUCGCAGCAGAGAAGUCAGCACAUCACCAUGUCCCAGUCGGCACUACGGGUUCUGUUCUACUUUAUGCGUUGCUCACAGCUUGAACACAACGACAUAGGCAUUGCAACCAACGGAGGCGGGACGAACAUUCAAGAACUUUGCUACGAGCGAGCAUACGUCGUGCUACCGCCAUUGGUCGAGUGGCUACGAGUAUCGUCAGCUCACGCCGAAUAUCGCCACGCUCUGCUGAUUGACGAGGACGACAUCAUGCAGGCAGCUCGAUUACUUCUGCCCGGGGUGGACUGUCCACCCCGAGCGAUCAUCGCCCAGGAAGAGUUACCAUCGAAAAAGAAUACUCUCUCGAACCAAAGCAUAGUUUCAUCGAACCACUCCGGCCAAACGCAGCUGAUGCACGGAUCGCUUUCGUCGAACUCGUCUGCCUCCACCACCACCAGUAGUAUUGAGGACUCCAGCGAAUGCGGAAAGCGUGCAACGUAUGCCUUAGCAUUCCGGCUUAUGCUCACGGGUCGGGCUGAGCUGCUCAUCCAGGCACUGUCAUUGGUCCCACCGACGACCCGAUACGAUACCCUGAACCAUCAGGGUAUGACGGCGCUGAUGGUUGCUGCCGUUCGCAACGAUGAAGCUGCCAUCCAAACGCUGCUGGACGCUGGUGCCGAUCCGAACAUGGAGGUCCCUUCCGUUGGUCAUCCAAAUGGGGCGGCCAUUCAUCCGGAAACUCAACACUGGACGGCAGUUACUUUUGCAGCUUGUAAAGGUAACUACCAAGCCCUGCGGGUACUUCUGGAACGAGGAGCUCAUGUUGAAGGAGGUGCUCGAUUGAGCGAGGACAAAUGUACCCUCACGCCGCUUCAAGUGGCCAGCGGCUGUGGCGUCGUUGAAGUUGUUUCCCUCCUGUUGGCACACGGUGCUCAUGCUUUCCUGUCCACACAGCUAAAGGACUCGUUGUGUUUCUCUGGAAGUGCUCAGCGAGGUUGUUACAGCGCAAUUUCUGUGGCUGCAGCCCAUGGUCAAAGGGUCGCCCUCAGGAAGCUUCUAUCACAUCCUCUGGCACCGGGUAGUCGCGAGGUACUAUCGUUGGAAGAGAUGUUGGCCGAGGGAGAUAGCACGAGCCGAAGCCAGCUGGAUCGACAGCCGGAAGUUCCACCAACGCUCAACAAAACUCAAAUCAAAAGUCUUCAAGAGGCCAUGUAUCAUAGUGCGGAAAACAACCAUUUAGAUAUUACAAUUGAGCUGCGCGCCUUGGGAGUUCCCUGGACACUGCACUGUUGGAUGCAUGCGUUAGCUGCCGCCCAUGAGCUUCGGUUAGAUGCUGUUAUAGAUCAGCUGCUGCAAGAUUUUCUCCAAGUUUGUCCGGACGACUACAGCCAGCAGUUUGUGACCGAAUGCCUACCGCUGUUGUUCAACAUCUUCCGCUUCAGCAAGAAGGAGGGUACCACGCUACUGCUUGCGGAUAUCUUCAGCACCUGCUUUGGGUGGGAGCCGAUUAAACCUAUCAAGGAACCGGUGCUUCAACCCUCCAAUGGAUCCCGAAUCGAUCCCAAGUUCGUCAAUAACCCGGAACUUAGCGAUGUGACAUUUAGGGUUGAAAAUCGCAUUUUCUAUGGACACAAGAUUGUGCUGGUAACAGCCUCACCGCGUCUACAGAGUAUGCUGAGUUCCAAGCUGAACGAGGGUACCGGAACACCUACGGUCCAGAUCAACGACAUCCGUUACCACAUAUUUGAGUUGGUGAUGCAAUUCUUGUAUAGUGGAGGAUGUAACUCACUGGACGUGAUCGCCGAUGAUGUGUUGGAACUGAUGGCCGCGGCUAGUUUCUUCCAGCUGGAAGGUCUGCUACGCUACACCGAGGCACGCUGCGCCGAAAUGAUCGAUAUCGAUAACGUGGUCGCGAUGUACAUUCACGCCAAGGUUUACAACGCCCAGAAGCUAAUGGAGUACUGCCAGGGAUUCCUGCUGCAGAACAUGGUGGCCCUGUUGACGUACGACGAUUCCGUUAAGCGAUUGUUGUUUGCCAAAAAGAUUCCGAACCACGAUGUGCUGAAUGGGCUGCUGGCCACACUGCAAAUGCGCAUCAAAGCCAGACGGAACAGUGUGGCCGUUGGCGGAAAUCCAGCGCCAGCUAUCAGUGGAAUGCGUCCUGCUUCCAGUAACAACAACAAGGCGAAAUAGUUAUAGACACCAGUUUUGUGUAAUAUGUAUUGCAAAGUGCUUAAUUUUUUGUACAUGUACAACACAAUUGAUAAGCCAUUCGUAAUGUACUUAUGUUAAACAAUAUUUAUAAACCGAAAAAAAGAAUUGUAUAUUUUUGUUAUUCUGAAGUUUUAGCGUUAGGUAAUUUUUGCGACAUACAAGGCAACUCAGGCAGAGUUGCUUCAUUUUAGCGACUUGUACGGACAUUUUAACUGCUGUAAAAUGGUUUUAGUUUUCAAUUCAUAUGUAUCACAAUCUAAAUAUACGUUCUUAUCCACA
Uranotaenia lowii is the source of this 7499-nucleotide messenger RNA. RefSeq names its product ankyrin repeat and BTB/POZ domain-containing protein 2. The record is from RefSeq and is a predicted model, not a curated record. Bases 2565 to 7199 code for a protein of 1544 amino acids. Lineage: Eukaryota; Metazoa; Arthropoda; Insecta; Diptera; Culicidae. Gene Ontology annotation, molecular function: DNA binding; protein heterodimerization activity; structural constituent of chromatin. The transcript is spliced from 13 exons. Gene Ontology annotation, cellular component: nucleosome.